UCAGUCCGCUUCCCGCUGCUCCUGGAGCGCAGCCGCGUCCCGAGCCUCCGCGGUAAUGAAGCGGCGGUACGCGGCUGCGGCUGCCCGGGCUGUGCGCAGGGGUCUCCUUAUCCCGGGAGGUAGCGGCGGUCCGCGAUGGCGCCCGGGGCGCCCUCGGCCGCCUCCGGGGUGUAACGGGUGUCAGGGGCGUUUCACCGGCGAGGAGGCGGCGAGGGAGCGCCCGACAUUAGUCUAGAUGCAGUAAAUUGGAAGAAAUGGAAGAAAGGAAGAUCAAGAGGAGGAGCCCCAAAUCAUCUUCCAGUCACUCUGCUCAGGUUGCUAACUCCAAGAAAAGCUCAGUGCCAGUCAGUAAAAGUACAGCCUUUUCCAACCCUGCCCCACAGCCUGCUGUACAAAAACCAAAGUUAAAACGCGUAAUCAAAGAGAAAGCCAAACCUCCAGGAGCUGAAGCAAAAGGGGCACAGGCAGCACCAAUCCAGCAUUCUUUUCUCACAGAUGUAUCAGAUGUCCAGGAAAUGGAAAGGGGACUUCUGAGUCUCUUGAAUGACUUCCACUCUGGCAAACUUCAGGCAUUUGGAAAUGAAUGUUCCAUAGAGCAGAUGGAGCAUGUGCGGAGUAUGCAGGAGAAACUUGCUCGCCUCAAUCUGGAGCUCUAUGGGGAGAUGGAAGAACUUCCUGAAGACAAAAGAAAACUAGCCAGUGAUUCCAACCUGGAUAGACUGCUGUCAGAUCUAGAAGAACUAAAUUCAUCUAUCCAAAAGCUACAUUUAGCCGAUGCUCAAGAUAUUCCAAAUGGUACUACAGGCUGAGAGAGAACAUCUUUGUCAGUCUGGAUUCUCCAGCUUUGCUUUUGUUUUUCUGGACAAUGGAAUCAAGAAGAGUUGUGACUUCGUGUUGUUUUUUAAUUUUACACAACAAAGAAUCAAAGUGCAAAUCCAGGUGUUUAUUUUGCACAUUCCUCUGAGCACUGCAUUAUGUUAGGGCUCAGUACCUAGAGUUGUAGUUAAUUGUGAUGCUGUGCUUUUUAUUAUUGCCUUACUUAACAGAAAAAUUGGAGAAACUUGGAAAUGCAUUUCUUCUGCUCAGUGUUCAUAUGGUUGCAAGUGGUACAUGUAUAUAAGUUCAUUGGCAUUUCUCCAGUUUUUAUGAAGGUACUGAUAAUGUUGCCUUUCUAAUCAUUAUACAGACAAUCUGCUCACUGUCUCUUUAGUGUUUUGUUGAUUGGUGAUGCCACCAGAUAAUUUAUUGUUAAUAAAGUGAAAAGUUUUAAAUAUAUGAUGUUUCAUUUGCAGAAGCUGAUAUUGGAAGAUGAGUUUUAGCACUGUCCAAAUGUUUGCAGAGUUUACAUUUUCCCAUACUAUGAAUAAUUAUAAAGUCUCACCAAAUUAGAAUUGGUGUGCAUGCUACCAGUCUACAUAAAUUAAGUAUUGUGAAAAUCCAAAACUCGGUAAAUAGUCACUGUUCAAUAAAUCCAGGAUAAUCAA
Messenger RNA from Camarhynchus parvulus, 1484 nucleotides. RefSeq names its product coiled-coil domain containing 28A (gene CCDC28A). The coding region runs from base 255 to 809 and encodes 184 amino acids. The transcript has 6 exons. The record is from RefSeq and is a predicted model, not a curated record. Lineage: Eukaryota; Metazoa; Chordata; Aves; Passeriformes; Thraupidae.